CGCCCCCGCCUCCUAGAAGCGCUCGGGAGGCCCGCACCUCCCGGGACAGGUGUCCUCAGCCCGCCGCAGCCAUGGCGCAGGGUGUGGAGGGCAGCGACCCCAUCGGAUCCAUCCUAAUCCAGGUCCAUGAGGACCUUCAUCAAUUAAAGGAGAAAUUAACAAAAUUCUCAAGUGAGGAGACAAAAGACCCCCUAGACAUUCAAAAUCUUGAGACAGCAAUCCAAAGGACCGAAACAGGAUUAAAAAUUCACAUUGAGAAGUAUCUAGAUAUUGUAAACCACCAGGUGUUAAUGGCUCCUGUGGACAAAAGCUUACAGUCUCCUCUGACUUCCAAAUGGAUGAUUCCAACUGUAGUUGACCAGAAAGCCUUUAUUUUCCCCUUGGAGUCUGAGGAUAAACUGUGGCAACCUCAAAAGCAGCCUGGUUCACUUUCACAUGGCCUUACAAAAGCAAAGCCAAAGAUAGAGUUGAAUGUAAAGAUCCUGCAGGAUCCAGAGAACAUGCACCACAGAGCUGCUGUAAAUGCCAACUAUGGGAUCAGUUUGCCAUAUAUCAACAGGAGAAAAGCACAGGAGAGGGUUCAGCGGUUAAUAAAAGGGUCGACGAUAUCCAACCUCACGGUUCUGCCAUCUGCUCAUCGCACUGAUCCCCAUUUUAUUCCCAUUCCCAUCUUGCAUAAGGAUGCCAGUAAAGGAAUCUUAAGUAUGAUAGAACGAGGGCUGAUUCCCCCAACAGCAAAGAUUACCUUAAAGAAUCCACCCAUUAAACCCCACGCAAUUCCUCUGCAUAAUUUUGAUGAGCCUCGUAAGAUUCCAUCAGAAGCCCCCUUUGCUGUAGUUCAGAAGCCACACCAGGUUCCAGCAGAAGUGGCGGAGUCUCACAAGAAACCAAAGACAAAGGGGAAAGGCAAAAAGUCAAGAGGAGUCCACUCCAGGAAGGCCCUGAUCGUUACUACACCAUCUAAGACUUUGAAAUCACCGUGGGAUUAUGACUUUGUUAUUUAUGAUGGCACCAUAGAUAAGGCAGCCCCAGACUUCUUAGCAUUCAAGGCACAUUAUAGCUUAGCCUGGGGAAGUAUUGUUUCUCUCCUGGAACAAAUCGAGAAGUUUCUCAAGGACUAUGCAAUAUCAGAAGCCAAAGUAAAAGGGAAGAGUUUGAUGUCCCUGCUUCCAGAAUUUGAGCUGAAGAAUAAACUUACCAGAAGUGAUGUUCUGUUAGUGUUAGAGAACCCAGGUCACAUCCAAAUGCUGAUAAACCUUCCGGGACAGAGGUACAAGGGCCAAGAUGGGAAGACGGAGGCUGCCAUCAAGAUCCAAGCCACAUGGAAAUGUUUUAAGGCGAGAAAAUUCUUCAUUGGUUAUCGCCAGAAGAAGUGGGCCUCAGGUGUGAUCGCCCUCGCGUGGCUUUUACAUUGCCACAAGUCAAGACUAAAGAAGAUACUGAAGGAAUCUCGCCAGAGACACCUGGAGAAUUUCCGAAUUCGAGCCAAGCAUCUGGCAGCCAACUGGAGUCGCAUCAGGACCUCCAGGAGGACUAUUAUCCAUAUCCCAUCAUUAGGAUAUGACCAGUCUGUGCGAGAACGCAUUUCUGAUUUGGACAUACAGCAGAACAUGCAGCUGGGGAGGAUGUGUGACAUCCUAGAUGCCAAUGUCAAUGUCAUCUACAUCUGCUCUCAUCCCAUGAAUGAUGAGUUAAAGCUGUACUACAAAAAACUCUUGAGUCUACAAGCAGCUGUCGUCUCGGGGAACUAUGAGGAUAGGAGUGACCUGCAGAACAGGUUCAGAAUUAUCACCCCUGAAGCUGUAAACAUCUUCACUAAGCAUCACAUGUCCCUGGCCACUCACCUGAUGUACAGUCCCAAGGCAAUCAAAAGAAUAAAAAAUCUCAUCCAAGGAAAAGACGCCUACAUCGUGGGCGGGCUCCUCCACAGAGACGAUUUGGCUGUAGCUGAUAUGUUGAAUGUACCCAUCCUGGGCUCAGAGCCUGAGCUGGUUCACCUUUACAGUGCCAAGUCCGGAAGUAAACGGCUCUUUGACAGUGCUAAUGUGCCAGUGCCUCCUGGAAUAUCCGACAUCUAUACUUACCAACAGAUGAUAGAACAGUUGGGCCAGUUGGUGACUGACCACCUGCAAGUCCGACGCUGGGUCUUUAAAAUGAACAUGGAAUUUGGAGGAAACGGGACAGCAUUUUGUGACAUCCCUUCCCACCUAGAUUGCUACAAGUGGGCGCUAAAGGAGAGUAAAAGAUACGGCCAUGAAGACUGGAAGAAGAAGUGGGCACAAGAGCCAGCUCUGGUGAAGAUCUCCAAGGAGCUGGCGGGCAUUUUAGCACAGCACGUACAGCUAGUCAAUGAGAAACAGUUCCCGACGUGGAGGAAAUUCCUCCAAACGUUUCUCUCUCAAGGUGGCGUGAUUGAAGCAUACCCACCUGCAGACAGUGUCACCAACCUCACCGUAGACAUGUUGAUCGAGCCUGAUGGAGAAGUCAGAGUACUGUCAACGGGGGACCAGUUUCAUUCUGAAGGCCCCUUUAUUUCUUCUGGUACCACCAUGCCUCAGACCUCAGUGGAUCCCCAAGUUCUCAGUUCUUUAUGUCUCCAAAUUGGAAAUGCCUGCAAAAAGAAAGAUGUGAUUGGUUACUUUUCUAUAGAUCUGGUGACUUUCAUUGAUCCAGAUACCUUAGAGCAGCAGGUAUGGACAACAGGCCUCACCCUCUCAUACAGUGACCAGCUAGCCAUGACUCAGCUCACCCUGUACUUGACAAAUGGCCAUCUGAACUGUGGUCUGAGCACCUUGGAAGUGCCCCGCUUUGAUCAAGAUACAGAAAGGAAGAAAAAGCGCCUUAGCAUCCAGGCAGAGCUGUCACCGGAAACCAGUCGCUUUGCAGUGAUGACUACCCAGCUGAAGCACGACAAUCUCUCCCUAGUCUUCUAUUACGUUUUUCUCCAGAUGUGUAAGGCCCAUGGCAUUGGCUAUGACCUUGAGGACAGACAAGGAACUGUUUUUAUAUUAUAUGAACCUCUGAAGAGAUACAAAUUGGGCAUGUUAACAAUCGGUGUGGAUCUCCAGGGGGUCCUCACGACCUUUGCUCGCAAUCUCUUCAUCAUCCAUCAAGAAAUAUCAGCACCUAAUAUGCAAGGCGAGACCAAUUUUAAGAGUACCAUUGAUGAUAUUGAAGGCAUUUUAGGAGUAACAGAAGAAAAUAAAAUGAGUUUUGAAGGAGAAAAAGAGUCCAAAGACAAGGAGGAAGACCUGUAUGAGCCUGUUGAGAUAUACAAAGACGCAUUAUGACUGGAUCCUUGUCUAGAGAAAGGACAAUAUUUCCUUUGCUAUUAGUAUAAAAGUGGAGAAGUUAGUUUCCUUUGUUUGCCAAGAGGUAAAUCAGAACAAAAUGUAAUGUAAUAGUCUUUAAAAUCUUGUUUAUUAUGUGAUGUUACUUUACUCAUUAAACAAACCUUCUGGUGUUUUCACUUGUGAA
Molecule: messenger RNA, 3477 nt
Organism: Peromyscus leucopus (white-footed mouse)
Lineage: Eukaryota; Metazoa; Chordata; Mammalia; Rodentia; Cricetidae
Gene: Iqch
Product: IQ motif containing H
Exons: 22
Coding region: 72-3290 (1072 amino acids)
Molecular function (GO): protein binding
Source: RefSeq, a predicted model, not a curated record